Messenger RNA from Micropterus dolomieu (smallmouth bass), 3200 nucleotides. RefSeq names its product transcription factor CP2 (gene tfcp2). The transcript has 16 exons. The record is from RefSeq and is a predicted model, not a curated record. Bases 445 to 1962 code for a protein of 505 amino acids. Gene Ontology annotation, cellular component: nucleus. Gene Ontology annotation, biological process: regulation of transcription by RNA polymerase II. Gene Ontology annotation, molecular function: DNA-binding transcription activator activity, RNA polymerase II-specific; RNA polymerase II cis-regulatory region sequence-specific DNA binding. Lineage: Eukaryota; Metazoa; Chordata; Actinopteri; Centrarchiformes; Centrarchidae.
GAAGAAAACAAAACGGAAAUUACGGUAGCUCCUCUUUCCUGACGAAGAUAGAUAAACAAAGCAAAAUAUUAUAUUAACGUUACAUAAAUGUCGGAAUCUGAGUUAGUUUUGACGUGUUUAUAUUUAUAGAUAUAUGUUACAAGUUAUUCCCGUGAAUCUCUAAUACCUGAGGGGGAAAAGGGCUAACGUUAGCAUCCUGCGUGCUAAGUUCGCUGGCAGGGUACCGUAACGUUGUAACGUUAUAGCUUGUACGUUAGUGGUUAGCUCGACAUGUUUAUUAUUUUAGUGCUGGGGCGAAGAAGCGCGACAUGAUGGCAUGACACUGCCGCAGAGUUAGCAAGUAGCUACACUUUCACUUAAAGAUUGGAAGGUUGUGGGAAACAGGUAAAACUUGGCUAAAGUUAUAACUGGAAUUGCACUCCGUAAGAUCUCCACACAGUCAGCAUGGCGUGGGCUUUGAAGUUGCCUCUCACUGAUGAAGUGAUUGAGUCUGGACUGGUCCAGGACUUUGAUGCCAGUCUCUCGGGCAUUGGCCAGGAGCUAGGUGCUGGGGCAUAUAGCAUGAGCGACGUACUCGCGCUCCCCAUCUUCAAGCAGGAGGAGUCCAACCUGCCUCCAGACAAUGACAACAAGAUCCUCCCCUUUCAGUAUGUUCUGUGUGCAGCUACCUCACCAGCCGUUAAACUGCAUGAUGAAACACUCACCUACCUCAACCAAGGCCAAUCCUAUGAAAUUAGAAUGCUUGACAAUCGGAAAAUUGGGGAACUUCCGGAAAUCACUGGUAAAAUGGUGAAGAGCAUCAUCCGUGUGGUGUUUCAUGACCGACGACUUCAGUACACAGAGCACCAGCAGCUGGAAGGAUGGCGCUGGAACAGGCCUGGGGAUCGCAUCCUUGACCUGGAUAUCCCCAUGUCCGUCGGCAUAAUCGACCCCAGGGCUAACCCUACUCAGCUUAACACUGUGGAGUUCCUUUGGGACCCAUCAAAAAGAACCUCAGUUUUUAUCCAGGUACACUGCAUCAGCACAGAAUUCACCAUGCGCAAGCAUGGAGGAGAAAAGGGUGUGCCUUUCCGCAUCCAGAUCGACACGUUUAAAGAAAAUGAGAAUGAAGAGUAUACAGAACACCUCCACUCUGCCUCCUGCCAGGUCAAAGUCUUCAAGCCUAAAGGUGCGGACAGAAAGCAGAAGACAGACAGGGAGAAGAUGGAGAAGAGGGCACCACAGGAAAAGGAAAAGUACCAGCCAUCCUAUGAAACCACAAUCCUGACCGAGUGCUGUCCCUGGCCUGAGGUCACAUAUGUCAGCAACUCUCCAUCUCCUGGCUUCAACAGCACACACAACAGCUUCCCAGUUGUGGAAGGAAAUGGAUCACCAAACCACCAGCCUGAGCCUGUUGUUCAGGUUGCGGAUGUAAGUACCGUUGUUCAGGUAGUUGAUAAUUUACUGCCCACAGCAACUCCGCAGGAGGCACAACAGUGGCUUUUAAGAAACCGCUUCUCCCCCUUCUGUCGGCUCUUUACCAACUUCUCAGGGGGAGACCUGUUGAAGCUGACCAGGGAGGAUGUCAUUCAGAUCUGUGGGCCAGCUGAUGGUAUAAGACUCUUCAAUGCACUGAAGGGACGGGUGGUACGGCCGAGGCUGACCAUCUACGUUUGCCAGGAGUCUCAGCAGGCACGGGAACACCAGCCGAAACAUGAAAAUGGAGAAGCCGCCGCCAACACAUUCUUUGUAUAUCACGCAAUUUACCUGGAGGAACUCACAUCUGCUGAGCUGACAGAGAAGAUCGCUCAGCUCUUCAACAUUUCAUCCAGACAGAUAAAUCAGAUCUUUAAACAGGGUCCCACUGGCAUCCAUGUACUGGUUAGUGAUGAGAUGAUCCAGAACUUCCAAGAUGAAGUAUGUUUUGUUUUGGACACAAUGAAAGAUGACACAAAUGAUGGCUACCACAUCAUCUUGAAGUGAAUACUGCGUAGGAGAAUGGCGUUGCUCUUCGUUAGGCCCGAUCCAGUCAUCCCCUCUAGAACUUCAUACUCCUUGCUGUUCCUGGAAUAUGUGGAGAUGCCCCAAGAAACCUCUUGUGGCUGCUAGGAGGAGUAUGUGACUGAUACACCUGGCCCUCUAUACCAUGCUGUCUUACUUUUGAGGGAGUGACAGUUACCACAGUGAGGUGACGAUCUCCUUCUUGCCCUGCCGUUGUCUCCUUUAAAUGGUUGCAUUUUUCCUCUGUCGCUUAUGUCUCAUGAACGAGUUUAGUGGCACUACAGCUGCUAUCACUGUUUAUUUGUUAGCUGAGUAUCUGGUGUGCCAAGGCUCUGCGCUUCAGAAAUAAAGUUUAGUUUGUUGUCUCUUUAAAAACCAACAACCAACAACCAAAAAAGGUGGGGGGAAAAGUGACAAAAAAGUGACUCUGACAGUACUUGACUUUCAGUCUGCAAUGCAGCAUGAUAUCUCGUCUUCAUGCUAGGCUGCCUUACCGGGAUCCACUUAAGCCAGUCUGCAAGACACAUGGUAUAACUAACACAAUCACAUCAAAGAACCCCAAGAGGCGGCAUCAAAAAUCAGCAAUCAGGACAUCAAGGGCAACUCUUCCAUCCAGCUGUUAUCAAUAACAUCUGUGAUUCCUUUAAACCCAAACAGAGUCAGUCUUUUCACUGGUUUGAACAGUUAAUUUUUCCUUUGUUUCAGACUCCCAACACUGUUUGGUCCUCACAGUUAGUGUAGAUUGCAUACUGGAACUCGUGGUUGUUACUUAUGAGUCUUGAAUGAUGAUGAAACACUGCCUAUGUUAGUGAUCACAGUGACAACACCAGCAAACCAUCUUUGGUUCAUGUACUGCAUUUCCCAUCAGUUCAUUUAGCAUGUCAUUAUGUUUAUUUUGUCCAUUUUCCAACAUUAUUUGUAAAUAGAUCAUUAUUUUAAAAUGUUUUCACAAGAAAUCGUGUGUCAUGUUGGCAGUUUAAAAAGAAAAAAAAAAAAAAAAAACCUUUUUAACAUAUCAUAGUCUCUUCAUCAUUGUUUAUGGAUGUUACCACUUCGAAAUACUACUACAUGUAAAGGGCUGCUGGACACACCAGAGCUGUAUGUGAAAAGAUAUAAUUAGUUUGUGUUCACUCCAUUGUACUGCUUACAUGAAACUGAUAGCUUGACAUUUUAGAUUUUUGCCACAUCUCAUCAGCAUUAUUAAAAUACUUACCCAUGUA